UUUCGAGCGGUAAGAAAGAAAAGAAAACCCGAUGACUCCAUAUUUAGAUUCAAUGGUUAAAUCUAACAACCGAGCGAUCCCGACUUUUUUUAUCCAAGACAAUGUAUUUCUAGUUUGCGGUUCUUGUUGAAUCUUUUUCACUGCCAGAUAUGAAAAACCAGAAUAAUUCUUUAAAGUAGGCAUGAAAAAACUAAAUAAUUUUUCCCCAUAUAUUUUGAAAGUAUAUUUACCUAAUUUAAAUGAAAGUAUGAGAAAUUAACAAUUCGAGAGCCAUUCACGCACCGUCCGUGAUCUUUAACAAGACAUUGCUCAUAAUACGACAACAACGUAACCUCCGACAUAAAAGAAAGGAGCCCAUUCAUUAUUUGUAAAAAAAAAAAAAAUUGAAAAAAGAGUUCACUAUCCAUCAGACCUCACCUCACUGUGAUUUGAUUUGAAACUCAUAAUCUCCAAGAGAAAUUUGGGAAGGUAUAUAACUUACGAGAGUUGAACAUUGUCCAUCUGUUUCAAAAUGAUUUUUCAUUUCUCCUGUUGCAGGAUAAAAAAUAAUAAUGCAGUAGUGUAUUAGUGUUUAUUUUCGCUUUUACUGUUUCCAUAGAAAAAAGCAUCUCAAAUUCCUCAAGAAUCCCAUGCCGUCCGUAAUCUUCAAUAAGAUGUCACUGAUAAGAAGCUUCUCCGGGAUUGAGUUGCGUUGCUCAUCCUUUCUGGUGGUUCCUUCGGCUUCUUUGCUUGGUUGGGAGAAGGCUUUACGGCGGCGAUCGAGGUCGGCCCAAAGAAUACGGUAAUCAAACAUAUAUAUACAGGAGGAGGAGGAGGAGGACUAGACUUUUGCUCUCAAAGAUUAGAUAGGCAAAAGGAGACUUGAUCAACUAGGACUCCGGGGCCGAGGCAAUCUAACUAAGAAAUCAAAAGAAUGUAAACAAUAUGACAUAGGAAACGACACCGUUGAAGGGGCGAGCCGAGAGCCCAUUCUUCCCCCAAGGGGCCAAGGUCAUGACUCAUGAAUCAUGAUCCAAUCCAUUCAUAUCACUCACUCCUUGCUGGGUCGGCCACAGUACUCUGUCAGCUCAUGUCACUCUUGAUUCAAUCCAUCUAUCGUCCAGACUCCAGUCCCUCUCUUCUUCUUCUUCAUCGACCUUUCAAUCCAAAACCCACGCUUCCAUCUUCCAAACACUCGGAAAUCCCCAUACACCUUCUUCGUCUCAUCAGCUUCCGAAACCGCUGUUUCCCAGUUUCUUCUCCGACCACGGCCUGAAGAAAUUGCUCCAUGUCAGCAGGCGACCACCAUCCACAAGAGCUCGAAGCUUCACCGCGGCCAAUGCUUUUAUCCAAUUCUCUGCUCGAGUCCCCUGUUCUCUGGGCUGGCAGGGUUUGCGUCUUCUAUGCGCUCUUGAAGAUCGGUUUAGCUGGAUCCAAGGCUAACCCACUUGUCUCGAGAACAAAUUCAAUCGAGGAGUUGGAUGGUGUGGAUGAAAGCGGCGGCAGCAGUGGAGCUGGUGAUUUGGGGUUCUCUAAGUGGAUUGAGUCAAUUCAAGGCAAACCAGAUAAAGAAACAUCUAACAAAUAGAAAUUAGUGAGCAAAUGGCAUCCCAUUCCCACCACCAAAGGCACACUCAGGAGGAACUACAGGGUGCCUUCAAAAUCUGAAGGAAGACGCCUCCUCAAAGCAGUUGCAAGUUUAUUAUCCGAGGAUGAUCACUUCACGGACGCCACUUCCCACAAGGUAAGACAACGACCACAACCCCAAGAAUUCAUAUGUGCCUAAUGUUAUUCAGCUUUAGAUUUACUGUUCUUCUUUGAACUUCACAGGGAUGUCAGAUUAGGAGGGAGAGUGGACAUGGUGAGAGUGUGCGCUGUAGCGACGUAAGGGCUCUCUUCGACGAACUGCCGACCCCUCACCUGAUUGUUGAGAUCACACUUUUCCCUGUUGGGUCUUUGACUGAGAAGGAUUGCCUCAAGGCUGAGAAGCUUGAAAGGGUGCUCACUGCUCAGGUCUGGGCCUUCCGUCUGAAAAGCACUACAAUUUUUUGAAUAUAACCCAACCGUAUCAUCUUACAUACGAAAUCCCCUUUUCAUCUACGUUACCAUGCUGAUUUCUAAUGAUAACUUGACUUUACACGAGAAAUGUUUGUUAGUUAAGCAGCCGGAUGAUGUGAACUCCUCUGAUACUCUCAAACAUAGAGGUGGCAAACGGAUUGGAUUGGUGGAUCCAAUGGAUUGCAGAUUCAUGGAUUGAAUCAAGUGGAUUGGUGGAUUAUCCAUAAAUCCAAUUGACAUCCUCAACUAAGGACCAAUAUGUAAAAAUGUGAAAAGUUUAGGUACUAAAAUGUAAUUUUCAAUGAUAUUUUUUGUAUAAAAAAUUAAAUUUUAGGUACCAAAAUGUAGAAUAUAAAAAGUAUAGGUACCAAAAUGAGAAUUGCCACCUCUACUCGAACACCUUUUCUAUGAAAUGUUUCAAUCCGAUUCCCCGCCUUUAUCAUUCUCACCCGGCCGUGAUCGAUAUCCUAAACAAAAAUGAGCCAAGCCGAUGAGCGUUGCUAACUAUUCCCACUGAUCCAUCCUUUCCUUCUUGGAGUUGGCCGCCCUUUUAACAAUGGCAAGACUGAGUGAUACAGUGCUUAUUAUAGAAUGUAAAAGGCGGUUUGAACUCGGUUGCCUUGCCAGCUGUACGCAUGGCACGCCCUAGCGGCCUGCGGGGGUCUCUCGGGUGCCUUCCGUGAGGAAGGAACUGACUAGCUGCCACUGAUCCUGGCCUAGCAAGCAACAAGAAAGAAGAGACUUAAUUUCGAAAUCGUUCCCAAAAAGACGAAUGUAACAAAUAAUCUAAUUUUGC
This is a messenger RNA of Linum trigynum, 2833 nucleotides long. The record is from the annotation of a GenBank genome assembly. NCBI's taxonomy places the organism in Eukaryota, Viridiplantae, Streptophyta, Magnoliopsida, Malpighiales, Linaceae.